Messenger RNA from Actinia tenebrosa (Australian red waratah sea anemone), 3741 nucleotides. RefSeq names its product cholesterol uptake protein 1. Gene Ontology annotation, biological process: RNA transport. NCBI's taxonomy places the organism in Eukaryota, Metazoa, Cnidaria, Anthozoa, Actiniaria, Actiniidae. Gene Ontology annotation, molecular function: double-stranded RNA binding; RNA transmembrane transporter activity. The record is from RefSeq and is a predicted model, not a curated record. Gene Ontology annotation, cellular component: lysosome; plasma membrane.
CUGUCSAUCACAUGGCAUUACGCACAGUUCCGCUUAUUUCCUAGAAGAACAAACAGUAUGAGGAAGCGUUCGUAUGAAAGCAUAUAAAUCUUAUAGUAAAGGUAUCUUGGUUUCUCUUCAAUCAAAAAUGUUCAUUCUUCCAGCGUUAAGAGUCGCUCUCAUAGCGAUAUUUUUUACCGAUGCCGUGAAAAGCUUUCCCGAGGUCGAGUAUUGUCUACAACAAAGUCCAAGUCUGUCAGGAGAAAACGGAUCUUCAAGCAUSUCUUUUACAAUUGAAGGCAACCUUUCCAAGGAAUUUGGCCAUUCUAUUGCUUGUCAGAUCAAGAAUGAUGCGAAUGCAUCGUUCUUAUACAUCAAUGGGUACAAAAACUCGACAGGAUCUCUCCAAGUGACAGUAUUCAAUUCUGAGAUGGCACAGACUAUAGCACGUUUGGAAGUGACUAGGGACGACAAUAGUAGYCACUCCCUCGUCUGCCUGGACACUACUAGCCAACAAGGCAAAGGAAACAAGUAUGUGGUGAUUUCAGGCACACCAAAGUUGGAAUUCAAAGUGAAAAUACAGUUCAUAACCAAUGAAUUGGUGAUUAAUAAGACCGGGGCAAGCUUUCGAGGGCCAAAAAUAUUUCAGUUUUGGCCAGGAAAGCAAAAGCAAAGCUCAAGAAGGGAGGCACAACUCGACAUAACUGUUCAAUCAGAUACUCUUACCAAAGGAAUCUUGACUGUCUCUCAUUACUGUAGCCAAACAGAGAAGCUUGGCAAAAAURUAAUCGACUACUCAAAGCCGUCAAUAUUUUUAACGUUUUCCAAAAGAGGCAGAAUCACGCUCUCCCGAGUUUCAUCGCCAAACUUUAAUCGCAAAGUUGAAGAACCAUAUUUUAUAAGUGUCUUACCAACCCCGGAUACAAACUUUGCCACAUACGACAAGCUUGUUAAUAUCAAGUUAGAAUACUCAUUCGACUAUGAUUACUCGCGACCCAUUUGUUUCAUUAUAUUCGUCUCGUUUUUCGGAGGCRUAUUUAUUUCGUUUUGGGCACUGAAAUGUUUUAAGGAGCCCUUGGUGUUGGUAAGUUUGAAUACUUCUAAGUCUUCUCUCGGUAACGUAAGCACUAGUGGAAACGGAGCGUCAGUGAGUUUUAAGAGCCGCAAGUUUUUUGAUUGCUGCGGCGGAGAGUCUGAAGACAACGAACUAAGGCCUCUCCUACACCCCGAGGCAGAUAUCCCAAGUACGUACAAGCAGCUCUUAAGAGCAAUGCUGACGGUUAUGAGAUACCAUUGGGUGGGGAAGGGAAGAAAGACAUUUUCCUACAUCACUUGCAUCGUUGGGUUCGUUCUCAUUGUUGGUGCUUUUCAGUUCGUCUACGUGAACUGGUCCUUGAUGGUUGACAGUGGCGACAGAGACAAAUGCUUCUAUAAUGAUUGGUGCUACCGUGUUGGUGUCAAUGACAUUCCAUUUAACCUAAUGAUCAGUAAUCUAUCCUACAUKAUUCAUGGUAUUAUCCUUGCUUGGUCGAUUUGGGUCAUGGAGGCUGAACUUUACAUCCAGGCACGAAGGAAAGCACUGGUUGAGUACAGGAAGCCUUMCAAAAAACCAGACGAAGGGGAGCAGUUACCUCGACAUACCCUGAUAUGCUCCAACCUUCACGUCCACCUCCCCGAGUUGUCAGUUCCUGAAUUCAACUGUGACGAGGAAAAGACCCUUAAGAUUUUYACUCGAGCGUACAAGAAGAAAUACAGCUUCUCAAUCGGUUACGCGUUCGCUUGGGCCUUGAUAUUCGAAGGUCUGUUUUCUCUGACCUAUCAUCUCUGCCCUUCGAGACUAACUUUCCAGUUUGAUAGUGCGUUCAUGUUUGUCAUCGCUGGAUUGAUUGUCGUUUCGUUGUUCAAUGGGUUGUCAGUGAAGGAGUGCCAGAAAGAGGUGGGAAACCCAAGGCCAGUUGAAGACACCACGUUCUUUCUUUUCAUCAUAGUGCCUCUUUACAUUCUGAACUAUCUUGGCUCAUUAUAUAACAAGUAUGGAAAUGGAAAGAACUUGCGCAUCUCCGUGUACGUGAUCUUUUGUGUCGCCAUGGUUCUUUGGUAUGUCAUGACGUUCCUCUGGUCUUGCAACAAGCUUUUCCACAGCUCCAUCAAGAAUGGUUUCCACACGUUUGAAAGCAAAGUCAAGGUUGUUUUAUUCGUCCUUACAGUUGUCACCAAUUGUGUCAUCCUUCCGUCUUUCCUAAACCGAGAUAUYUCUAACCUCUUGCUGUUCAGUACUAUUGUUGCUGCUUUGGCUAGUAGCAUAGGGAAAGUCACAAUCAACGCUUACAAGGCAACAACAGGAACAGUGUAUAAGAUGUCUUUCAGUACUAUCGCUCUAAGGAUCUUCCAAGGUUCCUAUAUCAUCGGUGCGAUCGUCAUUAUGUCAGCUGCCAUUUAUUUGUUCSAGGGUAUCCCAACCUCACAGAAAACUGACCCUCCUGACGUCUCAAGAAACCUGAACAAAGAAUGUUUGUUGCUGCACUUUUAUGAUGCUCAUGAUGUGUGGCACAUGUUGUCUUCAUUUGGAUUGCUUAUGGGGGCUUUCCUUGUCAUGUACAUUAGUGAAUAAUCUCUGAAGAUGAGAUGAUUUUUUACAAAUUUAGGACGUUCAAUGGCAAACGAUCCCAUCGUCAUAUUUUUUUAACAAUUUCGCACGAUGAAAGAACAUACUAGAAGUAAAAUAAGCAAAUAAAAAAUGGGGGUCCCCGACUUCGUUUAGCCGUCAGGACACAUGGAAAUUCACCCUUUCACCCCACGCGAAUAAAGUAAACAUGAAAAGCUGUCAAAAAUAAGUCAUAUUUCAUUGAAAAAACAAAUUGGUCGUCCCCAUUUUACACAGAAGACUAAAAAAUAACCAAAUAACUAGUUAGCAUUUAAAAUUUGUGUUAAAAAUUAGAAAUAUAUAAUGUUAUUGUGCURUAAGUGUGGACUUGAAACCUUCAAGUUACGUGAAAUUCUAUUGCAAUCGUACAAAAUAUAUGCAAUUUCGAUUUGAUCCCAUUGUCAGGUUUUUAAGGCCUAGGGCAAACGUCGAACUCUCCAUGCACCGAACUUAAUUACAUCAAAGAAUGCCGCCUCAUUAUCACCUGAUAUCCAUUGUUUUUUAUGAGUUCGGUGCAUGGAAAGUUCGACGUUUGCCCUAGGCCUAAGAUUCUUUCUCUAAAGUUCAGUAUUGCCGAGUACUUUCAAAAAACAAAAUAAAAAAUGGGGUGGCCGACUUCGUUUUAGAGCUAUAACAGAUUAAGGACGUUUUUAUAAUAUUUUGCUUACGCCAUCACGAUGAGCGCUCGCUCACUAAAUUCAUGCGCAGAAAGGAUGCGCGCGAACAAUGACCAUGAACGUCCAUAAAACUAAACUUGUUUUUGUGAAGUUUGCUUUAUGAUUUCAAGCUGCCUUGCCAAUGCAUGUCAAUCUUAUGUUGCUUUGCUUUAAAAUUAAGUUACUGAAAAAAAGGACUCUCCCAUGGCGAAGGGAAUAAUUAGGCUUCUUGGGGGUUGGGUGAAGGGAGGAGAGCAGGGAGGAGAGAAGACCGACAAGACUGUAGUCCGGAGACAUAUGAAAGUGAACUAAAAAGACGUCAAUUUCUAUCACUGGGAUUUUAUUGGAAUUAAGACUUUACAGGUUUUGAGAUUUAACAAUCUUUUUAUUUGGCAUGGAUUUAAACUAAUACUUCAAGGUGUAAUAUCCCUGUUGGAAAAGAUAAAGACAUUAUAUGUUAAA